CGUCGAUGGCUACAUUCUGGGCCUACGAAUAUGUUUGUUCACUGCAACAAGAGUGGACGUUCCUGCAUCGAUCGCGUUGGACCAAGGUAAAAGGCCUCUAUAUCCUUACACGAUAUGUUCCAUUUCUACUCCUCACCACGAAUCUAUAUACGUGCCUCGUCCCAAAUAAUAAUCCAGGUAAAUGUCGGACGUGGGUCAACAUCUGCUCAAGUUUUAGCAUAAUAUUAGGCAUUUGCUCCCAAAGCUUUUUUAUCCUCAGAACGUGCGCGCUAUGGAACAACAAUAGAAUCGUGGUCGUAUCCAUGCUGUUAGUAUCUAUUGCUUUUGUCGCAUCAUCCAUCAGCAUUUCCUUUGCUGCUACUGCCACAGCACCAUUUGCAACCAGCCAUAUUCCAGGCAUCACAGGCUGCUACCAGGUUAUGAGCAGUAUCCAACUCUUCAUACCGUUUCUUCUUUACUUUGCGCUUGCACUGGGACUCAUGGCCCUCACACUCGUACGCGCCAUCAAGAGCUGGCGGACGACCAACGGCCAUCUUUAUGUUGUCCUGCUGAGGCACAACAUAUCCUACUAUGCAUGUGGUCUUUUGUUCUCGGUGACGAACAUCUUCACAUCGCUGCUCCUCCAUUACGCAUACCACGCCAUGUUGCAUGACCUCCAGUUUAUCGUUCUUGCAAUCCUCGCCACAAGCAUGCACCGCCAUCUCUGGCAAAUGGACCCGCAUACACACGUGUCUGACACCAAUGUGCGUUUUCUUUUGUCCGAAUUUUCAACCGCAGAUCGUAUGGCGGAACAUCUUGUUCCAUGGGGCGAACUUUGAGCUGCACGAUGACUGGUGGGGGUUAACUAGAUCGGUUCCGGGAUACAUUCAACUUAUAGGAAUAUAUUUUCUGUCGUGGAAUGUAUUUGGGUGGCUUUGGUAUUUUCCAUUACGAUAGGUGUCAGGCUUCCUCUGCAAGCAAUGGCGAAUCAGUAGAUACAGAUCAGUGCUAGCAUUUGAUUGUACUAGUUUAAUCAGAAGUAGGGCCUGACGACGAUGAGAAUCAAUACAUUGGAUAUGGCCCUUGCGAUAAGUAGUGC
This is a messenger RNA of Suillus plorans, 1078 nucleotides long. RefSeq lists its product as uncharacterized. NCBI's taxonomy places the organism in Eukaryota, Fungi, Basidiomycota, Agaricomycetes, Boletales, Suillaceae. The transcript is spliced from 13 exons. The record is from RefSeq and is a predicted model, not a curated record. The coding region runs from base 6 to 818 and encodes 270 amino acids.